This is a messenger RNA of Centruroides sculpturatus (bark scorpion), 1100 nucleotides long. Its product is annotated as oplophorus-luciferin 2-monooxygenase non-catalytic subunit-like. Bases 118 to 1044 code for a protein of 308 amino acids. The transcript is spliced from 4 exons. The record is from RefSeq and is a predicted model, not a curated record. Gene Ontology annotation, molecular function: protein binding. NCBI's taxonomy places the organism in Eukaryota, Metazoa, Arthropoda, Arachnida, Scorpiones, Buthidae.
CUAACCAUUUGUAUUUAAAUUUCGUCAAAGUUAUCAAUUAAUUUAUAUCAACUGUUCGUUCUCCUGAGAACAAGCAGGCUGAAUGAUUGACUUAUCUUAAAACAAUUUGAAUUAGAAAUGGGUAAAUAUUUCGUUUUAAUUCUAAUUUUUUCUGUUGUUUCCUGUCAAGAAUGUCCUAGUAGAGAAAUUACUCCCUGUACUUGCGAUCGGGAGGGAAUUAACUGUAGAAAAAUAAAAAAUUAUUCAGAACUUGAUUCGGCUUUCGAAAAAAUUUCUCCAUUCGAAGUUCGCAAUGUCUGGAUUCAAGGAACCUCUAUAAGAAAAUUGGCAAGCGAUGUAUUUCGGAAAGUAGAAGCUCAAAACUUCUAUCUCGACAUGAAUUUCAUUCGCGAAAUUGAAUCCGGUGCCUUCAAUUACUCAAUGGAAAUAGUCGAUACUAUUAGUCUCUACUCGAACCAGAUCGAAAGCUUCCCUUUCGAAGAUAUCGGAAAGUUUUCAAGGUUAAGAAUUCUAAAUUUAGGCCAGAACCGAUUGCGUUAUCUUCCAAAAGGAUGUUUCUCCAAUAACAAAUCCCUGAAGAAAAUAAUUCUAAUCGAAAAUAAUAUAAUUAAUAUUGGCCAAGAAGCAUUUUUAAACAUGCCUUCGUUGCAGCUGUUAGAUCUUAGUGGCAAUGAAAUAAAAUCAUUAAACGAUCGCUCGAUGGCAUCCGAAGAAAACCAUCCGAGAUUAGAAAUUGAUCUUUCGUUUAACGAAAUUUCUUCCAUAUCGCCUACAGCUUUUCAAGGUUUGAAACCUCACAUCGUCAAUUUGGAUCACAAUGAACUUUCAACCUUAGAAGAAAAAGUGUUCUUACCUUUGUUUAAGGGUCUUUCGGAUGAAAGGAGCAGUUUUAUCAGUUUCAGAAAGAAUUCAUUUUCGUGCAGCGGGUGCUCAUAUUUAUGGCUUGUGAAGUUAAAAGAUAUUUUAUCUUUAAUGAUGCAAAAUUUUCGAUGCCAAGAUGGAAGAUCUUUAUCCGAUUUAAAUCGAAUUAAUAUUGAUUGUUAAAAAAAUUUCUAUUUUGUGGUAUGUGCCAAACAAUAAUGUGUAGUAAAAAUAUUAAU